This is a messenger RNA of Cyprinodon variegatus (sheepshead minnow), 10529 nucleotides long. RefSeq names its product ectopic P-granules autophagy protein 5 homolog (C. elegans) (gene epg5). The transcript is spliced from 45 exons. Gene Ontology annotation, biological process: autophagosome maturation. Lineage: Eukaryota; Metazoa; Chordata; Actinopteri; Cyprinodontiformes; Cyprinodontidae. The record is from RefSeq and is a predicted model, not a curated record. Bases 499 to 8265 code for a protein of 2588 amino acids. Gene Ontology annotation, cellular component: cytoplasm.
GAUCUUGUAGUUCCUGGAGCAAACAAAACAAAUGACAGCUGACCACCAUACUGGGGUUUCUGCCGCGUGACAGUGUACUUUAUGAGUUUUAGUGAUAUUUUAAUGAUUAAAGAAAUAGGCAGGAAGACCCAGAGACGUGUGGGGAGACAUAAAUGAAUAUAUGUUUAUCAUUACGAGCGAAGAUCUGGGGAUUAGCCUAGCUUAGUUAGGUAUCAACAGACACUGGUUUCGUUUUCUUAAAAACAGUGGAUACCAUGUUAGGCAUUCAGAUGUCUCACUAAAUAUUAUCCAACGGGGGAUACAUAUGUCGCUUUCAUAUAUGUAAAAACUUGUUUUUAACUCGGCUGCACAUCCGGAACUUGACUGACUGUUCCAGCUGCUGCUUGUUGUUUAUCUUGAGAGCAGACUAUGACCUGUUGUUAUGCGAUCAUUGUCUCCACGCUUCUAAGAGGACUCGGUGCUGCUUCGGUCUGAGCUGAUGGGAUCAGGCCGCAAAAAAUGGAGGCUGUGAGACCGAAGAAGACCAAAACAAAAACCAGCGGAAAAUCUCAGUUGGGAAAAAAGCAGAAGCAAGCAGAGGAGGAGAAGAAGUCUCCAUGUCUACCAGCCGUCUGCGAUGAUGUUUACACCUCUGGCUUCACGGAGAUCCCCCUCAGUCUGCCCACUUGUCCACCUGAGGAGGCAGAAGAGGAUCAAGAGAAUCUUGUCCAAACCACCAAAACAUCAACACAGCCAUCAGAAAAGCCCACAGAGAAACAAGAGACUUCCUCAGCACAGACUAAAAAUACAUCAGAACUGAUUGAGACUCUACAGUCAGGUUUGAAGCUGUCAGAGACGCCAUUAGAGACAGUGCAACAGACUGAGUCAAACAGGGUGGAAAAAGAUGAUGGUGUGGAAGCUCAGGGUGCUGCGCUGGAAGCUGCAUCACAAACUGCUACAUCAGGAAAAGAUGAGCAAAUGUGGAAACAGCCUUUUUUAACAGCUCAGUUUGGCAACCCAAGUGCUCCUGCGCUGUACCCAUCUCUUCCGGUCCUGGAGGAGGAUUCUAUGAUGCAGAUCUACGACAAAGCAGUGAAAAACUGUGCCAGGGAACCAGCAGUGUUGGCACUACCGGAACAAGAAUCCUCUCCUCUGUGUUUGCAUCCUCUGAAGUCUGUAACUGAGCUUUCAAGGAGCAAACUGUACCCAGAAUUGCCAAAGACAGCCCCAGAAAUGCAGGCAUUCACCCUGGAGCAGCUGAGUGUAUGGGAGCCAGGUGAAGGGCUGCGAAUGUGGCUGGAAGGCGUAGAGGUUUGUGCCGCCCAGUUCUGUGCGCUGGCCCGUCAGGAGAACCAUGAACUGACAGAACUGCUCCAGAACUACUGGCGCUGCCGCAGACAGCUGAACCAGUCGCACACGCAGCUGCACACUCAGUCAUCUGACUGCAAGAGCACACAGAAUCGUCUCUGGAGCUUCAGAGAUGAACAGCUCACACUUCAGGGUGUAUGUGCAGACCAGGUUAAGGUUUGUGGAUACCAUCGCUUCCAGCAGGCAGAGUUUAAUCAGAGUGCUCUGUCUGAGCUGCGAGUGCUGUUGGAGGCAUGCAGUGAGCUCCUCCACCAGAAGGUGGUGCUGCAUGCCUACACAGCUCUGCUGUCACGUCUGCAGAUUGAAUCCUAUUUGUAUCGCCUACUAAAAGUUUUAGAUUGCUCUGGAAACCAAACCCAGCCCUGUUCUCUCCAGCCUCUGAAAGAGGCAAUCAGUGUCCUGUUCAGCUUCACACGUCGAGUCCUGGAUGACACACAGUUCCAGACAGACAUCCAUCAGUGGCUGGAGAGGCUGGUUGUUGUUCUGCUGCGUAUCGGAGGGUCAGGGGAGCAACUUUAUCUGCUCUGCCAUCUUCUCUGUUGUCCUGCUGGGGUUGGGAAGUGGGCAGCAUCGUUCCUUCAAAUUAAGGUUUUGGGAGACAGCUCUGGAGUGCAACAUUUUAUGCAAGCGUUAUCCAUUUUGAUGUCACCUGCCAGACACCGUGCUGAGUUUCUGAGUCAUAUGAAACCUUGUGAGAGCCAGAGUUCAGCAGCAUCAGGUCCUGAGUCUGGCAACUGGACCCUUGUUGAUGAAGGAGGAGAGGAGGAUGAAGAUCCAGAGAGCAGUUGGCUGCUGCUCUGUGAGGAAGAUCUAAUCUCCCUGCUGAACCAGUUCCCCUUCCAGCAACUCUAUUCACACAUGCUAGGCAUGAGCAAACAGGGUGUCUAUGAGCCUCAGGCCUGCUCCAGUCAGAAGAUGAUGCGUGUUUUUGCUUUUGCCUCCUCGCUCACUGAGAUUCUCGCCCUUGGCCUCCAAACCUACAACAGAGCACGUUACAGGCAACUAGUCAAGCGAAUAGGACACAUCAUAAGAAUGACGGUAUGUUACGUCAGUGACCACUGGGCCCAGUAUAGGAGUGUGACUGACGCUGGUGGGUCCAGCUCUCAUGUGCACUCUUUAACUCUGGAGAAACUGCAGCUGGAAUACGAUCAUCUCUUCCUCAGAGCUGUUUUGCAUGUUCUCAGAAACAAAAGGUUGGGUAUCUGGUUGUUUAUGUCUGAGAUGCCCUAUGGAACUUUGUCCAGCUCUAUGCUUUGGAAGGUCCUUUAUGUCAUGCAGUGUGCAGAAACAGCAGGACCAGAAACUCUCAAUGCUGUUGGCGACACACAAUCCUGCAUUCAGGCUCUCAGAGACCCAAAGCACCAGGAGAGAUUUGAAGGUUGGUUGUGUGAAGUGAACAGUUCUGAUGGCAUCUCCCUCCUCACUGCCCUGGCACACAUGGCGACACCCACUCCCCACUUUGAUCCUGCAUUCAUCACAACCAUAACUCUGCUGAUUUACCAGGUGUCUUAUGUCAGUUUGUCUACCAGAGAAACUUACUCUAAGGUAGGAAGGGAGUUGCUGGCUGCCAUAGCAACAGCUCAUCCCUACAUCAUCUCUGUGCUCCUCGAGAAACUGAGAGAAACUAUCCAGACUGUAGGAAUGGUGGCGUUGUACUUGUGUAAGGAGCUUCCUCUGAGUUUGUGGAGGCCGCAGAGGGAGGAAAUAUCGGUGAUUGGAGCCUGGCUGCUCCAGAAUCCGCUGUCUGCUGUGGAGAACAGACUGGCUUGUGUUAUCCUGGAGGGUCUGAACUGGGGUUAUACUCAGGAUGGCUCUUUGGCGCUAGCCUCUGUCCUCCACAGUGAGGUGGCUCUGCUGGUGGCUGAAGCUUAUCAGAAAUACCUCACAGACAAACCAUACAGUGGGCUCAUAUCUGAGGGAAUCAAACAGGUGUCUUAUCUAGCGAGCGUUCUCCGCCUGGGCGUGUCUCCAGAGGCGUCCUUUAGUCAGUGGGCGUGGCAGCUGCUGCUGAGGCUGAAACUCCAUGGUAAUGCCCAGAAUCCUAAAGGAGGCUGGACGGUUCCUGCAUUGGCUUCCAACCCUCCUCCAGAACUUACGCAUGCUCCCAGCAUGCACUCUGUUCUCAGGGCUGUAAAAGCUGGCCUCCCCAUUGGUUGCUACCUGUCCCUUGCCAUGACAAAAGUGGGGCACAGUCUGGAAAACUUCUGCACAGAUGGAGUUGAGUUGCUAAAAAGUCUGAUUCAGUCUCGCCACCUGAGAGCCGCUGUGCAUCUGCUGGAUAACAUCCUGCCCCCCACCUACCCUCUGAGCUUUUACCUCUUGAACAACUCUCACUUCGUCAGCUGCAUCCAGCUGUUCUUACAGUACGACAGUGUGUGUCCUCAAGGAGUGACGCAGCAGGUCACUCACCGGGUGGCGCCGCUGCUCACAGGAACAAACUAUGGUGACAACGUCCGUCUCCUAAACAGUGUCAUUCAGAGUCAUGUGGUGGAGAGCUCCCGGGCCGGGCGUGUUGGCGCCGCCGCCGUGUUGGAGUUUUGGGUGGGAAUUCUCACUCAGCAGAAUGUUUGGUAUCGUGACAAAACGGUCCUUUUCCUCAUGGAUCAGAUCUGCUGUGCUGCAUUUAUUCAUCACCAGGAAGAAUGUGUGCAGAAGCUCCUCUACCAGCAACAUAAGAAUGCUUUGGGUUACCAUGGAGAUCGCGGUCUGCUUUCCUCUCUGGUUGGCUGGAUUGCUGGAAAUGCCACACCAUCCUUCAUCGAGGGCCAUUCCCUAAAUGGAGAAGUGUGGUUUGCAUGGCUGGUUCUGAACACGGAGGGCAUGUUUGAAGAAGAGUCCCAGUUGAGACGUUGCGUUGAGAAUGAGCUGCUGUCUGAACCUGGCAUCUCCCCAGAUCAAGCAUUAAAGAAAGCGCAGCAGAAGCUGAAGCUCCCCGUAGCUCCGUCUCUGCAGCGUCUUCAGGUGUAUCGCUGGGCUUACCAGGCCUUGGCCACACCACCGGACCACCCCCUCCUUCCCCUGAUCUGGCAGAAGUUCCUACAGCUCUAUCUCAGACAGCCUGGGCCAGAGUAUGGGCUGGCUGCUGGGGGAUGCAUCGGCAGGAGGUUCUUCCAGACUUCUUCUCAGACUGCUUUGCUAAAAGAUCUGAGGCAGAGAAUACAAGAGGUUUCUGAUUUCCACCAUACAGCGAGUCAGGCUCUUAGGGUGCCCCAACCACAGACGCCUUCAUCAGAGAGUCAGGAGGACGAAAGCCCGAAUAACCCUCAACCGCCUUACCUCACCUCUCCACAGCUCCACUCAGAGCUUGUUAGGCUGUUUGGCGUCUUUGCUUUGUGGUUGGAUGAUGAGUCUCUGCAAAAGCAGGAAGUUUACCUCCCCUCCCUUCAACCAGAGUAUGAGCCUCACAGACUGGCACAGGUCAUGCAGCGGCAGCAGGAACUGUGGCUGGAGUAUGUGGACCAGGAGCGUCUGCAGUAUGAUGAGCAGGAGGUGCUGUCUCUGUGGGAAAAGGUGCAAAGCGAGCCAACCUUCCUGCAGAACCAAAACCUUGGCUUCACGGACUACUCCUGCCUCAGCAACGGACGAGAGCGCAUUAUGUCCAACCUGGAGAAGCACCCGGUUCCCCUUCCAGCCCCUGGGCUCCAGGUUCUUCAGGCUCCAGUGGCUGAGGUUCCCCCCUCCUGCCUCAGUGACUCUAAAGCUUCCGCUAAACUUUUACAGCAGGACCUCAGCGUUUUACAGGAUCAGGCGAGGAGUGCAGUUUCACGUGAAGCACAGCAGGUGGCGAUGGAGCAAGAGCUGUUGGAGGGUCUUCCGUUGCUCUUCAAGAACCGACCGGAGCAAGUUAGCAUGGCCCUGGAGUGCAAAGGGAAGGGAGGGCAGCCUUGUCAGGGAGCCGCAAACAUCACCGUCACGUGUGAAUGUGUCCAGAGACAGGAGGCGGUGCACAACCAGAUAACAUCACUACGCAGGGAUAUCAAGAAGCUGCAGACCGAUGCUAUGGCUGCUCCGCCUCAGAACCUGGCCCAGGCUGCAGUCCACACUGAGAACUUCAUCACGGCUCUGGUGAAUAUUUAUAAAGUGCAGAACUCUCCGGCAGUGCAGCAGGUGGGCGUGUCCGCAUUUUACCAGGUGGUCUCUUUUGUGAAUGAGGACACCCUGCGACACCCCCCAACACGUCAGUAUCUCUCUUCCUGUGUGGAGAUCCUCGGACAGGUUUUCAUCCAGGGCAAUCCAAAGGAGUGCGGCCGUGUCCUAAAAACCAUCCUGGAGCAGAGGCUCCUCUGUCCUCUCAUUUCCCCUUUCUUCACUCCAAAUGCCGCUCCAGAUCAGUUUGUCGUCCUCUACCAAGACGUGGUGACCUCCCUUCACCUGGACUCCGCUGAUGUCAUUUUCAUGCUGCUCACUAAGUUUGAUUUGUCACAGUGGCUGAAUGAGGCUCAUCCCGUGUUCUCGGAGCGAACCCGUUUGCUGGAGCUGGUCCACGGCGCUCUGUGUGUCUGCGGCCGAAACCCUGAGCCUGAACUUCUCACGCCUUUUCACCUCUUUGCCAAACACUGGACCAUGCUUUUACGCCACCAUUUUCCUGACCAUUACAGCGACUGCCUGCGUCUGCUAAUGACUAGUUCUGCGGACCAGCUGUUGAGUCCAGAGUGCUGGAAAGUGACACUGCGAGUGCUGGGUUGCUUGCCUCCAUCCCGCAGCAGUAAGGGCAAACCUGAACAGUCCUUCAGCUCGGCAGUUGGAGUCCCAGCUUCCACUCAUAGAUCCUCCAUAAGUCUCUCUCCUCAGCAGGUUGAGGAGACGGUGAACUGGCUGAGUGACUUCUUCCUGCGGAGCCGCCUUGGUAAGGCCGACCUCCGCAGCUUUGGCCUCUACUCAGCCUGGGUUCCCUACAUAAGUGACGUUGUUACCUUCUGGGAACAUCUGAUUGGUUGCCUUAUUAACACACAGCUUAUCAGCUGCAGCAGAGAACCAGUAGGCAGCAGCAAACUAACAAAAGCUCUGCAGGAUUUACACUGUAAGCUGGUGAAGUUGUUUACGCCGUGGGUCUUUCCUCUGGACACUACUGAUGGAGGUAAUGCCAAGUGUUACCCGUGGCUGGAGACGGAUGCAAGUGCAGCAGGAUGUCUGGUUGGUCUAUACGUUCAGCUCACUGACACACUGCAUCAUAAAUUCAGAGAUCGCCUGCUACCAGGUCAGAGAGGAGCUCUGUGGCUUUGUUUAAUGCAGUACUGUGAGAGCUGUACCUCCCCUCGUACGCCUGAGUAUCUGCUCUACCUGUACCACACACACCUCCGCAGCCUGCCCUGGAAACACCUGCACCCCGACACUCAGCUCAUGGAGCACUUAUUCAAUGUGGAGAGAGGAAGUCCCAAGAGCUGCUUCCUGUUUAUGGGGGAACUGAUGUGUGAAGUUAACUGGCUCAGUGUUUUAAGCGACCACUUAGAGACACCGCCCAGCUCUGCAACAUAUCCAGCUGUGGCAGGGCUGAUUACGCAGAAGGACUCUCACACCAUGUUGGUCUAUCUGUUAUACAUGCUGGUGUUUCUGGCCAAAGAAGAGCAGCUCCUCAGCAAACAGGACUCCCCUCUGCUCAGUCUGCUGGUUCAGUCAACCUGUCUGCCCUGGUAUCAAAUGGACCUGUCCUCAUACCAGGGCAUUCUGGGAUACGUUGGUACCCAUUACCAACCAUCUCUGCUGCUCAGUGCUGAUUCUGCCCCUCAGCUGCUUCUGAAAUUACUCCGUGGGGCUGCAGGGCUCCAUCCACAUCCCAGCGAAGCUCCACACCAGGAGGAGACCCUGAAGGCUGGAGGCUACAUCUCUUGGUCUGUGAAGUCACUGGUGACAUUGGAGCAAGGAGGUGGGAUCAAUCUUAAUAGCCUGGAGGCUCAGCUAGAGACACUUCUGGAAAGCGUUGUUACUUUCAACCCACCAGAGGUGGGUUUAGAGCAGAGGCACAUGGCGUUCUGCGCUCUUUUCAGCGAUGCCUUGACUUUGCUCAAUGGAGUUGGGGUCUCAACAGGCGAGGCGCUGGCUGCUCACGUCAUUGGCUGGCUGGACAGGAAAGGGAAGGGCUGUCCAAUUCUUCCUUUGCUCACAGCCUGCUCUCGCUGUCUUGCAUCAGUGCGACACAUGACGCGUAUCAUGGAGGCAUGCAUCGCGGCUUACUUCAACCAUGUUGAGGAAAAGUCUGUAGGUUGGGGCCCUGUGUUGGCGUCACUGCAGGUGCCUGAACUCACAAUGGACGACUUCCUCUCCGAGAGCCAAUCAGGAGGCAGCUUCCUGACCCUCUAUGCCUUCAUUCUGCAGCGCCUCAAUAGUGAAUACACAGCAGCCAAUGAGAGGAGGAUCCUUGCUCUCAUCAACACAUGGACCAUGCAGGUCUUUCCCAGUGGUCCAGGAGAUGAAGCAAAGCUGUUCCUUUGGUGGCACAAAGCUCUGAACCUGUCUGUAGAGCAGCUGCAGCCUCAGGCCGGAAACACAGAGGUGUCAGGGGUCAUCAUGGGGCUGGCACGGCUGCAGGGCAGGCUGCUUCAGCUGGGAGAAGAGAGGCUGAACUCUGGGCUGCUGGGAGCCAUAGGCCUCGGGAAGAGGUCCCCUGUUUCUAAUAGAUUCAGGGUGGUGGUCCGCAGCCUUUCAGCAUUCCUGUCCAUCCAGGUGCCAUCAGAGACCGAGCUUCGACUCCAACCCACCACAGAUUUACAACUUUCUGCAAAAGCACAACAGAUGUUGCUGAUGUUGGAGACCAUGUCCAGCAAUAAGCAGUACGCUGAGCUACAAGAGGCUUUAGAUAAGGCCAUCCAAUUCAUCCGUUACCCAGGGCAUUGUGUCAGAGAUGGGCCCCGCCUCCUGGCACUGCUGGUCAACCUCCUGUACCCGGACCUCGGAUAUCUGCACGUCAUUCGUUUACCGUGACUUUUUUUCCCUGGCAAGGGCUUGAAAUAUGAAGGACUCUUGGCUCCCGGAGAGUAUCCCUGGAGACAAACAAAUACAUGAGCACAAAGUUCCCAAGUAGUGACACAGAUCCUUAACUUAAGACUUCUGUAAUUCUGACUGGUGACAAAUCAUGAAGCUUAACAGAAAUCUAGAGAUUUUAUUUUGUGCCAAUUUCAGACAUUUUAGCACUUUACUUUUUGUCCCAUAUGUUCCCACCUCAUCAGUUUGCUUACAGCAUGUUUUCUUCAUGCUUUAGAGAGUCAGAUAAUUAUUUAAGCAGCAUUUGCUAAUCAGAAAUCAGCGCUAGACUUUCGGUGUGAGUUUCUCACCAACAUAUGGAAUCUCUGCAGACAAAAGAUCAAGGCGUCCACAGAUCUCUGGAAAGACAGACCUAGUAGUACGUUAAUUUUAGUAGUAUGGUCUUAAAAUGGGGUGUGUAUGUUUUUAUGUUUUUAAUGCCAAGCCAAAAGUGCUCUACUUGUAGUUGCCAAAGAAUAGUUUUGUUUUUUCUUUUGAUCAUUUCACCCAAACUCUGGUCCCAUCCAUCUCUAUGCCCAGUCGUUUAGCUUCCUUAUAAAGCAGUGUGUGCUCAGCAAGUCCAGAAAGCUAAUGCGCCAGGUAUUUAUCACAGUCAGGGGGUGGGGGGCAUGAGCUGUCAUUUAAUUUAACAUUCACAGAACUCUAGACUUUUUUAAACUGAUCACUGUUUUAACAUUAAACUACCCUCCUGUUACUCUUUGCAUCUCAAGAACAGUGGAGCUGCUCUUCAGCAGCCUGAAGCUCGCUUUGUUACUGAUGUCUGAGUUAAAUGGGGACUGUUAAUGUUGAAAGCUUUUUCAUUUUUUCUUUUAAUGAGUCACUGAUGGAGAACUGUUCUGCUGCACAAAGUGGGGGGGCUGCAGAGCCAAGCUGCACCGUGGAGGAAAGACAAAUAAAUAAAGUUGACUGAAUGUAUCACUGCUAUGUUUAGAGUUUGACAGACCAUACCUGCUGUAUAACGAUAUGAAACUUCAGAGACUUAUCAAAAUUAUCAGGAAAGCUAGAUAAACUUUAAAAAUAACCUUUAAAAUUACAGGGAUUUGCUACCUUAUAAGCACUAAAAGGACCAUUAUACAAGUCAUUCCUGGACAUAAUUAGAAAAGAAUUUGAAAAGUUUACAUACACUAACACGACAAUUUAUAUGUUAAACUGAAGUCUUUAAUAAGGGAAAAACACAAUUUAGAUAAUUUUGAAUUUAGUCAGCAGUGAGCCUGGUUUGGGUCUCACUCCUGUUAGAUCAGAAACUGGGUUCAAGUUUCUAACAUCUUAAUUGUUGAUUUGAAAUGAUGUUGUUGAAAAUGGAGGUAGUUCUCCAUCACAAUUGAUGCCUUUAGUUCUGAAGGUUUAACAUUAACUACUCCAAACAUUCUUUAUUUUAGUUAAGCAGAUCCUUCUUUGUCUUGUCUGAUUAUUAAUAUUUGAUCAAACAUAUCAAAACUGGAUUUGGAACAAUAUGGUUAGAAAAAGACACAAGAAAAAUGAUCGGCCUCAAGUUAAGGUAUAAGUUCUCUGAAGCAUUUAAGUUAGGUUUGAUAAUAACAGAAAUAAAUUUACAGCCUGAGACAGUGAUAUGCAUUUUAAUCUAAGCUGAGAAACAUGUAAAAAAAAAUUAAACUACAAACAUCAGAUUUAUAAUUUAUAUGAUGCAUCUUGUCUCCUCUGUUCUCUCUCCAUGCUCUUAUGUAUCUCUCCUUCCUGUUAGAGAAAAGUAUUUUUCCUGUGUCCAAAUCAUCCCUGCCUGCAAUCAGAUGCUUAGAUAAUGACUUCCUGCAUUCUUUGUUUUAUCUUCUGCCAACAGUAACACAGAAGGGGUCGGGUAGAUUUCAGCCAAUUCAGGGCCUCCUAAUGUCCUCCUCAUCCUUUUAUGAUAAAGCCUCAUCUUUAUCAUAAGGACAGUACAAUGUAAUUUUAAUGUCUUCUAAAAUGUUAAAUGAAAAAGUGUUAAAUACAAGGACAGUAAUUUAAGUCAGCUCAGCAAACCAAUCUAGUUGCAAUCAUAAACUUUAUCAAGUGAGUCGCCAGUCUUUAUAUGUUUAAGUUGUUGGUUAUUUCAAAAGGUGAAAGUUUAGUUAACUUUUAUGUUUUUAUUAUGAAAUGCAAGAAAAUCAUCUUUUGGAGUUAGCUUUUCCGUUACAGACUCAAUAUUCUUUUAAUAUUCAAUUUCAACAACACAAAUUCAUGCUAAAGAGAUGCUGUCAAUCAAA